Molecule: messenger RNA, 1950 nt
Organism: Dictyostelium discoideum AX4
Lineage: Eukaryota; Evosea; Eumycetozoa; Dictyosteliales; Dictyosteliaceae
Exons: 3
Coding region: 1-1950 (649 amino acids)
Biological process (GO): protein maturation; proteolysis
Cellular component (GO): membrane
Molecular function (GO): peptidase activity
Source: RefSeq, a predicted model, not a curated record
AUGAGUAAAAUCAUUCACAAUUUACAAAACAUAGAGUUAGACUCAUUAAAAAAACUUGGAGAAGUUACCAAAUAUUUAAAUGAACAUCCAAUGCUUAGAUCAUUUUUAAUUUCCACUGGUCUCAUUGUAACCUCAAAAUUAAUUAAAUUAAUCAAAAAUAGAAUUAGAAAUAAUACAAUUUUAGAAAUUGAUUUUACAAAUACAAUUGAUACAUCUGAUGUUGAUAUUAGUCCAAUUGAAAAAUUACUUGAUCCAAAUAUUAUUUCAUUUAGAUCACUUUUAGAUGCAAUUGAAAAAGCAGCAAAUGAUAAGAGGGUGAUUGGUUUAAUUGUUAGAUUAAGUGGUGAAAAUCAAUUUUCAUUAGCAAAUAUUCAAGAAUUUAGAAAUGCAAUUUCAUUCUUUAAGAGUAAAGGUAAGAGAACCGUUGCUUUCACUGAUUCAUUCUGUGAGGCUGGUAGUGGUAUUGGUAGAUACUAUAUGGCUUCAAUUUUCCAUGAUGUCUAUAUGGCACCAUCAGGUACUUUAAAUUUAAUUAAUACUCAAUAUGAUUUCGCUUUCAUUAAGAAAACUCUUGAAAAAUUAAAUAUUGUACCAGAUACAAUUACAAGAAAAGAAUAUAAAAAUGCUUUAAGUGGAUUAGUUAAUGAACAUUUAACAGAACCAGAAAAGGAAUCAAUGAAUGCAAUUUUUAAAAGUCUUUAUGAACAAAUUAUUGAAGAUAUUGCAAAGGAUAGAUCAUUAACUAAAGAAAGAGUAAAUGAAUUAUUUGAAAGUGGACCAUUUUCAUCUGAUAAAGCAUUGGUAAAUAAAUUGGUUGAUUCAACAUUGUAUGGUGAUGAAGUUUAUACUACAACCUAUGAAAAGUUGGAAACCACUAAAAAGAAUUCAAAUCUUUUAUAUGCCCAUAAAUAUAAUGCCAAAACCAAACCAUUAUAUGGUAAAAAGUUUGGUAGAUCACAACAAGGUGUUAUUGCAUUGAUUAAUGCAGAGGGUACAAUUCAUCAAGGUACAAGUGCCAAUAAAUACAAUGGUGGCCCAUCAAUUGGUAGUGAUAGUUUAGUAUUGGCAAUUCGUUCAGCCACUUUGGAUAAAGAUGUAAAAGCAAUCGUAAUUAGAGUCAAUAGUGGAGGUGGUUCUUAUAUCGCAUCGGAUAUGGUUCAUCAUGAGAUUGAAGCAUCAAAGAAAGCAGGCAAGAAGAUCGUAAUUUCAAUGGGUACCUAUUGCGCAAGUGGUGGUUAUUUCUUCGCUUGUAAUGCCGAUAAAAUCGUUGCAUUGGGUGCAACACUAACUGGUUCAAUUGGUGUUUUAACUGCUAAAUUCAAUUUGAAAGGAAUGUGGGAAGAGAAGGUUCAUGUCAAAUUUGAUGCCCUCCAUUUGAAUCCAGAUGGUGCCACUGACAAUUCAACUUACUUCUCCUCAUUACACAAUUACACAGAAAAGCAAUUGGCCGAGGUCAAUAGUUAUAUGGAUUUCAUUUAUGAAGAUUUCACUAGUAAAGUUAGUAAAGGUCGUAGAUUAACUCGUGAUCAAGUUGAAGAGAUUGCUCGUGGUCGUGUUUGGACUGGUGCUCAAGCAUUAAAACUCUCACUCGUUGAUAAAUUGGGUGGCUUGAAAGAGGCAAUUGAAGUUGCCAAAGAAUUGGUUGGUAUCGCAUCAAAUGUUCAACCACAUGUUGUCACCUAUCCAAAGGAAACAGUUUUAUCACAAUUGGUUGCCUCUAGUGCAAACAAUUCUCAAGACCUUGAAAGACGUGGCACUCCAGCUCAAGCUUCAAUCACUCAUUCUGUUGGUGUUUCAACAUCAAUCUUUACCAAAUUUUCAACACUUACAAAAUUAAUUCUUUUACCAAAUAAUUCAAUCUCUUCAAUUGCAAAUACUUUAAUUAAUAAUCAAAAAAAUAGUAAUAUCUUAUCAAUGAAUCAAUCUUCAUUAAUUUCUUCAUCUUUUUAA